GGAAAGAGAGAGAGAGAGUGAUAUUCAAGAGAACAGUGCGCCAUUACUCCUGCUUCUAUAACUACACUAAAACAACACCUGUGUGACACCAACGUCUAUGUGUUAUAGGUUCACACUUCGAUCCUUCACAAUCGAAAGGUUUAAGGACAGUGAUUUUUAAUCUUCAUUCAACAUGGUAACCAAGGAGGACGGCUAAAAGCAAGUUUUCAACUCUAAGAGCACUGCCAUGCAGACGCGCUCCCUGCUGAGGUGACUUUUACACAUAGUCAUGGAGCUCAAGGUGUGGGUGGAUGGCAUUCCACGUGUUGUCUGUGGCUUAUCUGAAGAGACAUCUUGUCAGGAUGUUGUCAUAGCUCUAGCCCAAGCCAUUGGGCAAACCGGUCGCUAUGUGCUCGUCCAGAAACUACGGGGAAAGGAACGGCAGCUCGUGGCUAAUGAACGCCCACUGGAGUCCCUCGCUGAACUGGGCCAGCUGGGCAACGAAGUGCAAUUCAUCCUCCGUCGCACUGGCCCAACAACCAGCGAAGCUUCAGAUAAAGGUCGAGCCCCUCCUUUGCCCACGUCCCUACAUCCAGAGCCCCCCAAACACAAAGAUCCCAAAAAGGCCCUUACUUUGAAUCCGGGGCCCUCCGCCUCACCGCAAACACGUGUGAGACACUUUGAAAAACCAACUAGAGACUCUCCAAGGGUGUCCCCAUCUCCCACUUCCUCCCUCGGCCAGGAUGAUUCAUCCAAAGAAGCGCUCUAUCAGCAAAUUCUUCGACAACAAGCCGAGUUACAGGGCCUGCAGUCACAGCUGAUGGGUCUGGAGAGGGAGCUUGGGGUUUGGGAGCGAGCUCCUCCUCCGACCCUUCCCCCGGACCUCCUUAAGGAAAUGGACCACCUGCAGCAGAAUUUGAGGAGGAACGAGGAAGAGCUAGCCCACUUACCGUACUGGGAAAGUGAAUUUCACUCUGAAGUUCAGAGAGAAAAUGAAAUGCUAAGACGUAAAAAUGAACUUAAUGUAGCAAUAGAUAAGGAAAGCCGAAGGCAGCAUGAUACAGAGACUCUAUCAGAGCAGCUGGAGCGAGAUAUUCAGCUGCUCAGCAAGAGAAAUGGUAUACAUGAAGCCAGCCACAGUGUUGAAGAAUCUGUAACUAUAGCCAAGAGAAAAUUGGAAAACCAUCAGCGCCAAGGGACUGAACUGCAGGCAUCAAUUGAAAAGGCAGAGAAGGAAUUAAUGAUGGCAGAUGAAGAACUACUGGCCAAGAGCAUAGAACUGGAUGAUCUGAACAAAGAGCUACGACAGUGUAACCUGCAGCAGUUUAUCAUGCAAACAGGUGUCACGCCGGCACAGUCCAAUCUACAAACAGAGGACAUGGAUUAUGCUCUCCUCAAGCCUGAUGGACAGAGUGAUGAAGAUUCCAGUUCCUCCAUCUUGGAGUUCAACCCUCGAACCACUGCCAAGCAAAUUCUGGGGAACCCACGCAGCCUUCAAAACCCUCUCGUCUCCAGCCUUCAUCCUGAGGUCCUGUCAUCAAGAGAAACAUCAUGGCACUAAAGUCUGGAGUACAACCUCAAGGAAUUAUUAACUGUUCACUUUAUUAAUAUAUUUGCAUAAUUCUGUCUGAAUAUGUUACAUGUAUUUUCUUUUGUAUGAUAUUCUAUGAAAUUAUUGUGUGAAAACUUAAGAAUAUGUUUAUGUAAAUAGAUUGUUGUCUUUGUAAUUAUUAAGCAGAUGAAGAUUUGUACAUGUAUUUUAACAAUAUAUUUCUUUUACUAAAAACCUACAAAAAUAAACAGAAUUUAUUGCAA
Molecule: messenger RNA, 1794 nt
Organism: Paramisgurnus dabryanus
Lineage: Eukaryota; Metazoa; Chordata; Actinopteri; Cypriniformes; Cobitidae
Gene: rassf7b
Product: Ras association domain family member 7b
Biological process (GO): signal transduction
Source: RefSeq, a predicted model, not a curated record